UGUGAGUGUUUGCAAGUGUACGUGUGUGUGCGAAAAGGACUUGCAGGGGAGUGGAGAGUGGAGCAACUCCAGCUCUCUUUAAAACAACUUCUCAGCACGGAAUCCGUCCUGGAGUUUGGCACUGGAGUCCCCGACCAUCUUUGCUUUAUCCCGGGACGCUGACACGGAAUAGUUGCUCCCAGCGCAGCGGCACUAACCACCGGGAUUUCAGUGUUGUGAGGAUUUCUCUCGAGGUGAAGGAAAGAUCCCGGGAUCCACAAAUCUCAGUGAGAAACACUGGGGAACUUUCGGGUCCCUGAUUCUGAUGGUCUUCUGGUUAAUGUAAGCUGAUACUGGUCCUUGGGCGGUCUGACUAUGGUUUGUGAAUUGUGUGCGGGGUCUCCAGAGUGUUGGGGAGUUAAAGGCAUUGUGAGAGGACUGGCAAAAGUUGCGGCUUAAUUGAGUUGGCGACAGCAGGUCACUGAGCAGUGACUGCGUGUAGCCUACUCGCUCUUCAGACGUUUAGUGAUGUUUAACGCGACGCAUGACUGAGUAUUACUUUCUAAUGCUGCGGGGGAGCCAGGAAUCGGUGAACACCGGCUGCGCAUGUUGCGCGCACCGUGCACACACUCCAGGUCUCGUGCGGCGAGUGUAAAUCGAUGUGGCAUCUCCCGAGGAGCGGACGGGACCGACAGGACUCAUCCAAAACUGUCUAGGUUGUCGUAUGUUCAAGUCGAAACGCUCAGGUCUUGUACGGCGACUCUGGAGAAGCCGUCUGGUCACCGAGAGCGACGGGCGGGAUGGAAGCAGACGAGGUGAGGGAGGACGGAACGGUCAGUGUGGCAGACACUCAGGAAAGCUCCACAGCCACGAGCAGCGGUCGGUGACACACGCUGACCCGGCUCCGGGACUCACGGGGGAGGCUGGAGACCUGACGGAGGGCACGGAGAGGGAGGAAGACGAGCAGCCUGAAGAUGACCGGGGUGGCAUGUGCGUCCCGGAGCACAGGAGCUCUCGGCGAGGGCAAGAGAGCGACAGUAGGACUGUGACGUGUUGUUUGUUUGGGGAAUGGGAUCUCAGACCCCGGAGCCCGUAUUGGGCCCCGAGAAAAGACGGCGGUGGCCCUUGUCAGUGUGCACCGAGGCGUGCGGGUCUGGAGGAGGAACUCGCGAGCACCGCUCACGCUUUUUUGAAAAGACUUAAAGAGAGAUCUCUGGAUGCCUUGGUAAAGGCUGUGGAGACCAAAGGAGGGAUACCCGGCGAGUGCGUCAUGGUGCCGAGCAGCGAGCUGCGGCUCUGCGCUCAUCAGAUCUCCCCACAGUAUCUCCUGUGUAAGCUGUUCCGCUGGAGCGAACUGCCGCUCACAGCCCGACUGAAAGCGCUGUGCCACUGCCAGAGCUUUAGCGCAGUGGACAGUGCAAAGGUGUGCUGCAACCCAUAUCACUACAGCCGUCUGUGUGGGCCAGAAUCACCUCCUCCCCCAUACUCUCUGUCCCGUUCAGAAGUACACAAGCCACUGGACUCUACAAUGUCUUACACUGAAACUGCAUCUCCCCUCCUCUCCAGUCCGCCUCACAUCAUGCCAAGAGACUACACAGACACUGGUACCUCCAUCGGCUCCACGGCCUCUGGCGGACAUCGCUCUCACUGGUGCAGCGUCGCCUACUGGGAGCAGCGCACACGCAUGGGUCGCCUCUAUCCAGCCUACGAGCCCUCGCUCAGCAUUUUCUAUGACCUACCUCAGGGCACCGGCCUCUGCCUCGGCCAGCUCCACGCCAACGCCUACCACAGCCGCCGCGAGGACCCCGGCGGCCACAGCACAUCCGGUCUUCAUGGACGUCACAGCCAUGGAGGAAACAGCAGCGGCAGCAGCAGCAGCAGCAGCAGCAGCAGUAUACAACAGAUACGCAGUAAAAUAGGUUUCGGCAUCGUGCUGAGCCGUGAGCCGGACGGAGUGUGGGUGUACAAUCGCAGCCAGCACCCGGUGUUUGUCCACUCACCCACUCUGGACCCGCCCAGUGCUCGAGGGCUGAGGGUGAAGAGGGUGAUGCCGGGUUUCUCCCUCAAGGUGUUCGAUUACGAGUGCUCCAGCUGGAUGGCGGAGCAAGGACUGAAGCCUGAGAGCCAGGAGGGGCCCUGGGACCCCCACAGUGUUCGCAUCAGUUUUGCUAAAGGUUGGGGCCCCUGCUACUCCAGACAGUUCAUCACCUCCUGUCCCUGCUGGCUGGAGGUGCUACUCAACAACCACAGAUAGCACACAAACUCACAGACUGACAGGAGGUGUCCUGACCCAGUAUCCGAAUUGUAAUCUACCUAGAUUUAAUAUAAAAUUUAUAUAUUAUAUAAAAUAUAUUAUACAUGUAAAUACUUGAGUCAUUUUUACGAUGCAAUUAUUUAUGUAUAGUGUAAUGUGUAUAUGGACAAAAUAAAAAGGAACAAGAAUAAGCACUUUUGAUUCUAUAUAUGCAUUACAGAUUCUCAUUUUGCAAACAAAGUGUAAAAAAAAAAAAGAAAAAAAAAAGGACAACGCUGGUUUAUGUUCUCAAGAUUUAGCAAUUCCUUCAGACAGUAUGCCACACACAUUGUCAAUAAACUAUUUGUAUUAAAUGAA
Molecule: messenger RNA, 2590 nt
Organism: Mugil cephalus (flathead mullet)
Lineage: Eukaryota; Metazoa; Chordata; Actinopteri; Mugiliformes; Mugilidae
Product: mothers against decapentaplegic homolog 6-like
Exons: 4
Coding region: 704-2233 (509 amino acids)
Biological process (GO): regulation of transcription by RNA polymerase II; SMAD protein signal transduction; transforming growth factor beta receptor signaling pathway
Cellular component (GO): heteromeric SMAD protein complex
Molecular function (GO): transcription regulator inhibitor activity; I-SMAD binding
Source: RefSeq, a predicted model, not a curated record